AUAACCAAAACAAUAAUAUACGAGAGAGAGAAAGGUUCAUGGCUGUUGAGCGGAGUACCAUUCCACCACCACCACCACCACUCUUCGACAUCAUAAAAUCACAAGACGACUUGGCUUACGGUUCGUCGUCAACAGACACAACACACCAAGCCAAAAAAAAAAAUUAAUAAAUAACACAUAAAUAAUUAUCUUGUCUUCAAUAAUAACAGUGCAAAGUGUUUAAACACAAUUAAAUACAAAUAAUAUUUAUAAAAAUUAUUUUUUGCUGUUUUUAUUUUUGCCAUUAAAAAGGUCAACAAUAAUAACAACAAUAAUAAUUAUAUUCAAAAUAAUAAUAAUAAUAAUAAAGUGAAAAACCAGUUUUUAUUUAUUUGAUGAUAUUUUUUUUGUUUAUUUAUCAAAGUAACAAGAGUGUUUGGUGAAUUUAAAGAGAAAAAAAAUAUAAAAGUAAUUGUGAUUGUGAUAUUUUGGAGUAAAUUUUGUUGCGUGAUUGAUUUUGCGACGAAGAUAAUAUACAUUUUGAAUAUAAUAAUAUUAUUCUUUUUGCUAUUCAAUUGUCCUCGGUGUCAUGAAUGACAUCGUCAUUGAAAACAAAAAUAAUCGUUAAACAAAAAAUAGAAAGAGACGCAUAUAUAAACAAAGGAGUAAAAAAAAAAAAAACGUAAAUAAACAUUUAAUAACAAGAAAAUAUAUAAACGUGUAAAAAUUUUAUUUUAAAAUUGAAAUAUUGAGAAUUUAUAAAGUUUAAAUAGUUUAUUGAUUAAUUUAUAAUUUUUCUUUUUAUUUUAUUACGAAGAAAUAAAUACGUGUUUGUGAUUGUGUUGAAGAAAAUUAUUUGAUUGUGAAUCAACGCUCAUUACGUAUUCGAAUAAUUCACAUAAUAUUACUGUGAAUAAACAUUGAUUAAUUGAUAAAAUUAUAAACAAAUAAAUUGAUAAACAAUACGUGUAAUUUAAAGGCGUCGGUAGUUUUUUUUUUCUGAAUACAUAAUUUGAAAAAAAAAAAAAAAUAAACUGACCGUGCAGAACAAGACAAAAGGGUCUUGAAAAAUAUUUUGAAAGACAACGAACCUUUUCAGUAAAAAGAAAGAAAUAAAUAAAAACAAAAUGCCGAGUGCAGAAGAGACAACAACAACAACUUCCUUGUUCAAGGUAAUACCAGAAACAACCCAGGAUUUUGUGACCCGGGAUGUCGACCACCUGGUGUCUGAAAUCAAAGAAAAUCUACGACUUUCAAGUCUCAAGGCAAAAUCAAGUGUUAAAACUAAAAAUCGUGCAUCACCAUAUCUACCAUUAUCACGUAAUGAACAAAAAAUGAAUUUAUAUGAAAUUCGUAUGAAACAUAUCAACAAUAAAAAUAAAACUGAAGAUGAUGAUGAUCCAUAUGAACAGCUAUGUCAAUUAAUUAAACAAGGAAGAUUAAUUAAUGAAGCUGUUAAAAAAUUACAAAUUAAAAAAUUAUCAAAUUUAUCAAAUUCUGAUGAUUGUGGUUAUCGAAAAAAAACUUAUUACUAUGAUUCAGAAGAUGAACAACUUCCUGCUGUUUAUGGAUCACUUGAUUUGUAAAAAAAAUUAUUUAGAUUUUUUCAAUUUUCAAUUUAAUCAUGAUAUAUAUAUAUUUUUUUUUUGAUUACGUGCUCGAAAUGAUGGAAAAAUUUAAG
Molecule: messenger RNA, 1660 nt
Organism: Aphidius gifuensis
Lineage: Eukaryota; Metazoa; Arthropoda; Insecta; Hymenoptera; Braconidae
Exons: 2
Coding region: 1107-1565 (152 amino acids)
Cellular component (GO): cytoplasm
Source: RefSeq, a predicted model, not a curated record